Sander lucioperca (pikeperch) is the source of this 883-nucleotide messenger RNA. Its product is annotated as small integral membrane protein 11A-like. Lineage: Eukaryota; Metazoa; Chordata; Actinopteri; Perciformes; Percidae. The transcript has 3 exons. Bases 126 to 329 code for a protein of 67 amino acids. The record is from RefSeq and is a predicted model, not a curated record.
UAACGUAGACUGCAUUUCGAUUGGCCUGUGCACGUCACUCUACAAGCCCCGCCUUCUUCAGAGGAGCAUACAUACUUCUCUGGCUGUCGCAGUGAACAAGAAACUUCAACACCACAGACACCAAAAUGAUCAAUUGGAAGGCUUUGGACAAUGUCCCCAUGCUUCUGUACAUCCUGGCCCUGAAGACACUGCUGCUGUGUAUGGCGUUUGCCGGGGCGAAGAUCUACCAGAGUAAGAAAGCAGAGCAGGCCCUGAAGAAGCAGCAGGAUGAGAGGAGGAGGCUGGCCCAGCAGACGCAGGAGCUCAUAGACAACAAGAAGGAGGACUGAGCAGAGAGGAGAAGCUGCUCUACACAGGGAGACGCGUUACCGACCUGAGGAACAAGCCACUUACUCCACAUAUGAGCCAGAUGUCUGACUGUCAGCGACAGGAGGACCUUCCUGUGCUUUAGGGAAUUGUUUGUGGUUCCAGUACCAGUUUUUUUAUAUAUAUAUAUAUAUAUAUAUAUAUUGUGUAAAUGUUUGACUGAACCAGUUUUUUACGAAAUGAAGUUAUAGCAGUAACCAUGUGGUCUCACUAAAGUGAGACUCAGACGAGGGACUGUUAAACAGAGAUGGACUCAGUAUAAGAACCACAGCAGAAUCAUUUACAAAACAUCCACUCCUUUUUGAGCCUCAUCUUUUGUCUUGUUUAUACUCGUAGAUCUCAACACUUCAAUAAGCUUCACUGUGUACACCGGGAUAGUGGUACAAUCAAAGCUUGUCAAAUCUACAUAUUAUUAAGAAUACAGCAUGGUAUUUAUUCUGUAAUAUUCUUUGUAAUUUGUGAGCCAGCUUUGUGCCAAACUUGUGUAAUUACAUUAAAUAGUUUGUUCCACAUGGUA